Molecule: messenger RNA, 19838 nt
Organism: Callithrix jacchus (white-tufted-ear marmoset)
Lineage: Eukaryota; Metazoa; Chordata; Mammalia; Primates; Cebidae
Source: RefSeq, a predicted model, not a curated record
CUGUGCAUACUGGUUUCAUUCCUUUUUUUUUUUUUUUUUAAAUAUCAAUUAUCAGUUUCUUCCACAGGUGGCUUCAUUCCUUUUACUGCAAAUAUGUUUCUUCACAUGGUGACAUCUGGUUCCUGGCAGCACAGGGGUAUCGACUAGAACCUUGACCCAAUCUAGCAUUUGAGAGGAUGAGAAAGAAAGAGAAAGAGAAGAGGAGAGAGAACAGGAGUCUUACUCUAUUGCCCAGGCUGGAAUGCAAUCUAGAAAUAGUAAGAAGACAUGGUGGAUAUCAAGAAGAGCUGUAGAGUUUGCAUAUAUCAACUGUGGCCUUAAUAAGCAUGUUGCCAGCAUCGAUGCUAGACAGACAGUCUUUUUACUGCUGGAUUGUGCAAGAUAUUUAACCCUGUUUUGUUUGAAUUAUGACUUAAAUAUCAAACAUCUUAACUAAGAAAAGGGAAACAUUUUAGUUUUGGAAGUCAGAAUGCCAAGGAGAAGGAAAAAUCUUGGGGGAAAUCCUUUUCGGAAGACUGCAAACCCUAAGGAAGUUGUAUCCAGUGUUGCUAGUCGUGAGGAGCCAACCACUACUCUUCCUUCCAUGGGUGAGACAAAAGUUGAUCAGGAAGAACUCUUCACCAGUAUCUCAGAGAUAUUUUCUGAUCUGGAUCCUGAUGUAGUGUAUUUGAUGCUUUCUGAAUGUGAUUUCAAAGUUGAAAAUGCUAUGGAUUGUCUAUUAGAAUUAUCUGCCACUGAUACCAAGACAGAAGAAUCAUCUUUACAAAGUUUCGUUGCUUCUGAGAACCAAGCAGGGGCAGCAGAAAGUGAAAUAAUGGAAAAACGUCCUGAAGAAGAGAGUGAAGAUUCAAAAAUGGAUUCAUUUUUGGACAUGCAGCUAACUGAAGACCUGGAUUCCUUAAUACAGAAUGCUUUUGAGAAAUUGAACUCUCCUGAUGACCAAGUAUACUCACUUUUGCCUUCUCAAGAUGUUAAUAGUUUUAAUCACCUGAGUGAGUUUGUAAAUUCUGAUUCCGGUAAUAUGACUCCUAUUUUUUCUACACAAAAUAUGAAUUUAAACAGUAAAAAUUUAGAGAAUUCUGCCUCUACAUUAAGUUUAAAUCCAUUACCUUCACAUUCAGUUUUGAAUGAGUCCAGAUGUUUUAUAAAGGAUAACACAUUGGCUUUGGAAGGUAACCACCCAGAAGAUUCUCUUCUUAGUAGUUCUUUAAAUGUAACAAGUGACUCCAUCAUGAACAGUAGCAGUCUCAAUCAAAAACAAAAAGAACUUUUAGACUCUGAGUGUGUUGAGGCUCUGUUCUCUCGAGCCCCUGUAGAUUUGGAUGCCAGUGAACCUCAGGCUUCUCUAAACCCCCCAGGGCUUGAUUUACCAGGUAUGGGUGGGGAUCAGAAAUCUACUCCAGUCUCUGAUAUGUUUCUACCUUCCGAAGGGUUCAACUUCAAGCCACACAAACAUCCUGAACUGCCAACUAAGGGGAAAGAUGUAAGUUACUGCCCAGUACUUGCUCCUCUCCCCUUAUUGUUGCCUCCUCCUCCACCUCCACCGAUGUGGAAUCCAAUGAUUCCUGCGUUUGACCUCUUCCAAGGAAACCAUGGCUUUGUAGCUCCUGUUGUAACCACAGCUGCACAUUGGAGAUCUGUCAACUAUACGUUUCCACCCUCAGUUAUUUCUCACACUUCCCCAACAAAAGUAUGGAGAAAUAAAGAUGGAACAAGCCCUUAUCAAGUACAAGAAACCCCAGUUUCUCAGGUUGUAAGAAAGAAGACAUCUUAUGUUGGACUAGUUCUUGUUCUUCUCAGAGGGCUUCCGGGAUCUGGAAAAUCUUUUUUGGCAAGGACUUUGCAAGAGGAUAAUCCAAGUGGAGUCAUUCUUAGUACUGAUGAUUAUUUUUAUAUAAAUGGACAGUACCAGUUUGAUAUAAAGUACUUAGGAGAAGCACAUGAAUGGAACCAGAAUCGUGCAAAAGAAGCAUUUGAGAAGAAGCUAUCUCCUAUAAUUAUAGAUAAUACAAACCUACAGGCUUGGGAAAUGAAACCAUAUGUUGCUUUGUCUCAGAAACAUAAAUAUAAAGUCCUUUUUCGGGAACCAGACACAUGGUGGAAGUUUAAACCAAAGGAACUUGCAAGGCGUAACAUUCAUGGGGUGAGCAAAGAAAAAAUAUCAAGAAUGUUGGAACAUUAUCAACGUUUUGUUUCAGUGCCAAUAAUUAUGAGUUCUUCGGUUCCAGAGAAAAUAGAACGCAUUGAGUUGUGCGCAUAUUCUUGUGAGGACAGAAGUACUAGCCCAAGAGACAAAGAAGAUAUUAUCAAUGAAAAAGAAGAAAAUGUUUUAUCUUCGUCUUCGAAGCACCUAGAAUUAAUUGAAGAGAAGAAUCUUGAUGUAACCAAAGAAACAAUGUUACCUGAGAAUGUUACAUAUCUCUCUAAUGCAGAUUUAAACAAAAGAAGAAAAGAAAUAAGUGAUAUGAAUCCUAGCAUUCAAAGUGCUUUAAUUCUGGAAACUCCACACAUGUGUUUUUCUGACUCUGAAAGCAAACUACAAGCAACAGACAUAAGUGAAGAAGACCAAAUAGAAAUGAUGGCUGUAAAACAGUAUAGUAAAACCAUCGCAGAUAGUUCUGUAGAGAGAGUAUCACCUAGUAUUUGGUGUGGUGAAAAUAAUCAAGAAGACUGUGAUUUUGCAAAUACUGGACCUCUUCACAAUGAAAAAUCCUUACCCUGCGAAAUAGUGGAAGAAAGAGCAACAGUAAAGAAAAAAGCCUGUGGGAAACAAAAAAGCAAAUCAGCUUUGGAAAAGUUCCCAAGACAUGAGCUAUCAAAUUUUGUUGGUGACUGGCCAGUUGAUAAGACUAUUGGUCAGAGGACAAAAAGGAACAGAAAAAUGGAAAAAGCUUCAUCUGUGCAAAGUGACAAAAAGUAUAAUUACCUUCAGUCACGUAAAGUAUUAGAUAACAGUGUAUCUGUGAAUAUAGAUGGUGUUCAGCAACGAGGAUCUCCACAUGAAAGUGUAGAGGAUGGCAGAAAGUCACGAUGUGAUGAUGCUUCAGAGCCACCCAAUAGCUAUAAAUAUGAUGCUUAUAAAAGUAAUGAAAAAAACUCAUUCAGCGUGGGUGACUGGCCUUCAUCUGAUUCUUUAGCUCAGAGGGAACACAGAUCAAGAAUGCCAAAGACUGGUUUAAGUGAGCCCAACCUAGAAAUUGGAACAAAUGACAAAAUGAACAAAAUAUCCUUAUAUACAGCACAUGAGGCCUGUUGGGGCAUAAGCCCUCAAAAACUAAAGACGUUGGGUAGCUCUAAUCUAGGAAGUUCUGAAAUGCUACCCAGUGAAAUGACCUGUGAGAGUCAGACUUGUCUAAGUAAAAUGAGUCAUGGGGAACACACAUCAUUGCCUCUUACUUUUACCAAUAGUGCACCAGCUGUUUCUGGAGUAGUAGAACCACAAACGUUAGCUGAAUUUCAAGAGGGAAUGCCUAAGAGUGACGCUGGGAAAGAAGUAGGCAUGUGUACCCAGACUGAACCACAGGAUUUUGCUCUUUUAUGGAAAAUAGAAAAGAAUAAAAUCAGCAUUUCAGAUUCUAUCAAAGUAUUAACAGGAAGAUUAGAUGGAUUUAAGCCAAAAGCUUUCAAUAUUAACACAAAAUCAGACGUUCAAGUAGCAAUUCCAUAUAGAGUAAUGUAUGAUAAAAGCACAUUUGUUGAAGAAAGUGAGCUUACCAGUGCAGAUGAAUCUGAAAAUCUUAACAUUCUUUGUAAACUAUUUGGAUCCUUUUCAUUAGAAGCCCUGAAAGACUUAUAUGAGAGGUGUAAUAAAGAUAUUAUUUGGGCCACAAGCCUUUUGUUGGAUUCUGAAACUAAAUUAUGUGAGGAUACAGAAUUUGAGAAUUUCCAAAAAUCGUUUGAUGGAUCACAAAUUGGGCCUUUUUCUCUGGGGUUGAAUUUGAAAGAAGUUAUUAGCCAAAGAGGAACUUUAGAGAAUUUUAAUUCUCCUAUGCUAGAGUUUUGCCAUGGGACUGGUAUUAGUAAUGCUAACUUACAGUCUACUUGUGAUACAGAAAGAAGAAACUCAGAGAAAGCAGAAAUGAGAGCUGUUACUCCUGAAAACCCUGAAUCAAUGAAAAGUAUUUUUCCCUGUGCUGCUAUGGGUCUAAAGAAUAAUAAUGACAUACUUCCUAACAGCCAGGCAGAACUUUUAUAUAGCAGUAAGCAGUCCUUUCCAGGUAUUCUAAAAGCUGCUACCCCUAGAGAGAUGAGUGAAGCAGAGAAAAACCUAAUAGUCACAGAGAUUGGCGACAACAAACAUUCUCAUUCAGAUUUCUCUGAUAUUUUUAACUUUGCAUCUAGUACUUCAAAUCUUGAAUUAAAUGAAGAAAUUUAUUUUGCUGACUCUCUUGAAAUAAAGAGAAAUGAAAAUCUUCUAAAGGAUUAUGUGAAAUUUUUAGACACAGAAGAAUUUAUGAAUGAAGAUGAGCAGGAAAUGGAGGAAAUUCUAAUGGCAGGAAGUGGUUUAUCAACUGGAGUUAGUGAGGAAGAUAAAGCUGAGAUAUUGAAUCCCACUGCAGUGAUGGCCAGAUCUCUGACCAUAGACUGUCUGGAAUUGGCAUUACCCCCGGAACUGGCUUUUCAACUUAAUGAAUUAUUCGGUCCUGUUGGUAUUGAUUCAGGAUCUCUAACAGUUGAAGAUUGUGUGGUUCAUAUAGAUCUGAACCUGGCCAAAGUGAUUCAUGAGAAAUGGAAAGAGUCUGUAAUGGAACGACAAAGACAAGAAGAGGUGUCUUGUGGCAAGCUUAUGCAAGAUUCUUCUUUGGUUGGACAUACUGGUCUUGAUAAUCCUGAACAAAAAUCAUCUCAGAGAACAGGCAAAAAGUUACUGAAGACUUUAGCAGCACCUGAAAUGCUGUCUUUUUUGGAUCAUUGGAAUAUUCAAACUAAAAAAGUGUCACUCAGAGAAAUAAUGUCAGAAGAAAUUGCCUUACAGGAAAAACAUAAUUUGAAAAGGGAGAGACUUAUGUUUGAAAAAGAUUGUGCCACUAAACUAAAGGAGAAGCAGCUCUUUGAAAUAUUUCCAGGCAUUAACCAAAAUUUUCUGGUGGACAUUUUCAAGGACCACAACUAUUCAUUAGAACACACAGUGCAAUUUCUAAACUGUGUUUUUGAAGGGGACCCUGUAAAAACAGUUGUAGCUCAAGAGUUUGUUCACCAAAAUGAGAAUGUCACAUCUCAUACUGGCCAGAAUUCUAAAGAGAAAAAGCCAAAGAAAUUAAAAGAGAAUGAAGAAACACCAAGCGAACUGUCUUUCCAAGACUUUGAGUACCCAGACUAUGAUGACUACAGGGCAGAGGCUUUCCUUCACCAGCAGAAGAGGAUGGAGUGUUACAGCAAGGCCAAAGAAGCUUAUCGGAUAGGGAAAAAACAUGUCGCCACCUUUUAUGCCCAGCAGGGUACUCUUCAUGAACUGAAGAUGAAAGAAGCCAAUCACCUUGCUGCUGUGGAGAUCUUUGAGAAAGUCAAUGCCUCACUGCUGCCACAGAAUGUUUUAGACCUCCAUGGGCUGCAUGUGGAGGAAGCUCUAGAUCAUUUGAUGAAAGUUUUAGAGAAGAAGACUGAAGAAUUUAAACAGAAUGGUGGGAAGCCCUAUUUGUCUGUGAUUACGGGGAGAGGAAACCACAGUCAGGGAGGAGUUGCUCGCAUCAAACCAGCUGUCAUUAAACACCUCAUAAGCCAUAGCUUCAGGUUCUCUGAAAUUAAACCAGGGUGCUUGAAAGUCAUGCUAAAGUAAAAUAAACGUCCUUGAAUUAGAAGUAUAAAGGUUUGUAGGUUAAAAUUACUUUUAUUUGCAGUAAUUUAGUCAAUUCUACCCUAAACAUGUGUUUUAUUAUAAAUAAUAUUCGGGUAUGAAACAAAAAAAUUACUAUGUUUUUCAAAAUCCAAGAGAGGUGUUUUUUUUCUUAUCAAAUGAAUCAAAUGCAAAUAUAUUGCCUGUUAAAACUAUUACAGAGAAAUUUUGAUUACAAAAUGUCUAAGAUAAUUAUCAGCUAUAGUUUUAAAGUUUAAAGUGCCCUAUUAUUUCUCAGAAAAGGUUAUCUUUGUAUUAAUUGUUGUGUGACAUUGAGUAAUGUCCUAAAAGUCUUUUGUGAGAAGUAUUUAAAGUGCUUUGAGACCUGUCAUGCCCUCAAAGUCUGGUAUUAAAAGAAGAAAAAGAACAUAGUAGUGGGCAGUAAAGAAAAAAAGGAGAUCUAACAAAAACACUUGAAUAUUUUUUAAUUUCAAAACUAAACACGUAAAAUGCUUUUAUUUUGCCAUAUCGUACAGGAAGGAAAACAUGUUAUUGCACUUUCUUCUGCUUUGUAUAUGAUCUUGAUCUUUUACCUUUUGUUCUGUUCUUCUGUGUGCAUUUUAUGGGAAGAAAGUUGGGUCUGAGAUUAUUUUGCCAUUUUAUACUUUAUAUAAACAGAAAAGUUUUCAGAGACAAAGAAAUGGUUAAAUAUCUUACAGAUGUUGCUGCCUUAUCAAAAUGCUUCUAGAACUGUCUAUAUAAGUGGUAUUUCAGACAGUACUAAAUACUUAUAUUUUGUUUUUGAGGCAUGUAAUUUUUAAACUGCAGUAGGUUAAAAUUAUAUUAACUUUAAAAAAUGUAGAAAAUAUUUUGGUUAUAAUUGUCCAGGUGCAGUGGCUCAUGCCUGUAAUCUCAUCACUUUCAGAGGCCAGGGUGGGUGGAUCACCUGAGGUCAGUAGUUCAAGACCAGCCUGGCCAAUGUGGUGAAACCCCAUCUCUACUAAAAAUACAAAAAUUAGUAGGGUGUGGUGGCGUGCACAUGUAAUCCCAGCUAUUUGGGAGGCUGAGUCAGGAGAAUUGCUUGAACCUGGGAGGCAGAGGUUGCAGUGCCUCAAGAUUGAGAUUGCACCAUUGCACUCCAGCCUGGGUGACAGAGCAAGACUCGGUCUCCAAAAAAAAAAAGAAAAGAAAAAAAUCAUAAAAGGAAGCCUUACAAUUUAAAAUAUUUUCACUUUUAUUUCAAAAAAGAGCCAACUUUCUCAAAGGAAGUUUUCAUUAACUUAUGUUGUUUGGUUAGCUAAUAAAUUGUUAGUAUGCAAGUCAAACCUGUGUAAAGGAGGUUAUAAUGUGGUGAAGUAUAAUUUUCGAAUAUGAGACAAUGGCUUAAAUUUGUCUUUGGAAAUGAAGAAAAUUUUUAACAUAUUUAAGUUUAACAAACAGUUGUUAAGCUUAAAGAUUUUGGAUCAGGAAUUAUAGGAUUGAGCUUGUACCAAAAGAAUCCUAAAGUACCAGAAUGGUUUUCCAAAAGAGCAAUCAUGUCUAUGAAAAUAAAACCCCAAAACAUUUUUAAAUAUAUCAUGAUUGCAUUAUCAUUGAAUUUUAGUUCCAUACAAAUAAAAAUGCAUGUUAUUAUUUAGAAUAAAUAAUAAAUACUGGUUGGUGACUGGUAUUGAAGUAUUACACCUAUGUUUAUAAUAAUUUGUUUAAUACCAACAGUUUAGCACACUUUUAUAAUAUCUAGAACAGUUCUAUAUGUUAAAAAUAAAGCAGUUCCUUUUGAUAACUUACUGUAAACUAUAAUUGUUAAUGAAAUGAGAUAUUUCUAUGUAUAAAUUAAUGUAAGAGUAUGAAAAACAAUGCUAAAAUGUGGAGUUAUUGGAAUGUGUGCAACUGCAUACUCACUUUCUGUAUUUUUAUAUUUCCUUACCUGGUUUUAAAAAGCAUAACUUUUGGGCACUUCAGCUAGACUUAUUUCAAUAUUAUACUUAUGAUUAAUGAAGGAGCAGUCAGAAGUAGAGGCGUGGUACUCUGUGGGCAGAAACCAAAUGUAAAAAGCUACGUUGUUUACUAUAUUGAUGUUAAUAUGCCUUAUUUUGGUAAAUCUUAUAUCUUAAGCCUUGUUGAUAAAUAUACAGGCAAAGUUUGAGCAUCAUAUGUAUUUUUAUGAAGCUGCUUAAUUCUAACUUGCCUUCCACCCCACUAUCUAGCAUAGUUUAAGCAACACAUAAUUAUGAAAUAAAAGUUUAUAAUCCCUCCUUUCUUUUUUUUGACCGUUUCUAAAUCCUGUGUGCUCGAGGUAAAGAUAGUUUGGCGAUUAUAAAAGUUUUCUCUGUUACCCAUUUCUAAAUCCUAUAUGUCAAAGAUAGUUUGGAUAUUAUAAAAAUUUUCAUGUAUUGGUGCAGGUUGAGUAUCCCUAAUGAGAAAAUUCAAAAUCUGAAAUGCUUCAAAAUCUGAAGCUUUUGAGCACAGACAUGAUGCUCAAGGGAAAUACUCAUGGAGCCUUUUGGAUUUUACAUUUGUAGGUUAGCGAUGCUCAAUAAGUAAAUAUGAUGCACAUGUUCUGAAAUCUCCCCACAAAUCCCAGCAAUCCAAACACUUCUGCUCCUAAGCAUUUUAAGUAGGAGAUACUCACUCAGCCUGUAUAUUUGUGCCAAUACAUGACUCAUUAGCAUGGUUCUUUGUAAACUUAGUAUUUUAAAAGUACAGCACUUCUGUAGUUUGGAAGAUUUCAGUAAUGAUUAUAUUCAUUCAGUAGUCUCUUACCAUUAUCUGCCAGAUGGAAAAAGAGAACUAAUAUGGAAACCCCAGAGGGUGUCCAGUUGGACCAGGGAGACACUUGAUGCUAAACAGUGUUUUCAGUCUGUCCAUCUCUUAUUCCAAUGUCAGAAAUAGAAAUCUUUUUUUUUUUUUUCAUAUUUUGGCUCUUCGUAUUUCUCUACAUUAUUUUUAAGUUGCAGUUUCUUCAGUUUGUUAGUAUUUCCAUACUAUUUGCAAUUCUAUGGUUUUUAAAUAUAAGAUAUAUUAUAUAGUAGAAAAUUUGACUUUAAAGCAUCUCGAGUAUUGUAUUCUGAGAAGAAAAGCUAUACUGCUCUUCUGGAUGGUUUCCAUACUUUAUUUUGGUCUUUUUCUUUUUGAAUAAAAGGGUUUUGUAUGCUUAGAAAGUGGACAUGUGUAAUAGCGAGAUUGAUUAUUUCUGAGCUGAAAAUUGGAAACUUUUGAAACUCAGGAAAUUGCUCUGACAAUGUUUUAACUGCUCUCAAUUUAAGAAAAUGACUAUAUGUAUAAAAAAGACAAAAAUAACGUGCUGUUUUUUCCAAGUGCUUUUCCAUUGUGCAAUGAGGUAAAGUUUGGUAAUUUUUCAGUGUAGUAGUUAAAUAUUGCUUAUUUUUAUUUACAUGUAAAGAAAACAGAUUUAAAUGUUUAUGUGGCCAAAAAAGUGUCAUUUAAAAGGUAAAGUAAGUUUAUGUAGAAUGUAUGUUAACGGUGCUUAUUUUUAAAAUGUAAUUCAAGUUUACAGUGUUACUUAAUGCUUCUUUACAGAAUUUAAUAGAGAAACAAGGCUAGAACACAUCUACACCCUGAAGAGCCUUUUAUAACUUCCUAUUAUAUGAUGACAAAGUUCAUUAUUUUCCUUAAAGUCGAGCAGUUGACUUUUAUGGUCAAAUGAUGAACUUACUAUUAAUAAAUGAAUUAACUGUGAGACUUCUCAUUAAAAUACAAUAUUGUAGCUAUCAGAGAAUAUAUUAUAAAAUUUUCAGGCAGUAUAUCAGAAAAAAAUGUUUUAUUUGUACUGUGAAGAAACUGAUUUUGCUGUUAACUCUGUACUUUUUAAAUUGAAAAUGUUUUAUAACUUUGCUUUUAAAAUUUCUUAUGAAGCCAUUUGCAAAUUACAUGCUUAAUUUAAUAAAGUACUUUAGCCACAGUCCAGUGUGAGGAAAUCCUUCAUUUGGUGUAUUAGGGUUAGUGGUUUAAAUAUUUUUAUGUGUAACUUUGUAAUUUCAGGGUAAAGUGCCAUAAAAAUUUUAUUUCUAUACCACAACUUUUCUUCUAGUUUAUUUUCUGUAGCACUUUUGAACCUGAUGAAUGGAUUGGCUAUGGCUUGUCUCUUCACAUCCUGUAUCUUUUGACCAACAUAGAAAUUAAGAAUUAUAUCUCUUAGCGACCAGGUGUGGUAGCUCAUGCUUGUAAUCCCAGCACUUUGGGAGGCUGAGACAGGCAGGUUGCUUGAGGUCAGGAGUUUAAGACCAGCCUGGCCAACAUGGUGAAACUCUCUCUCUACAAAAAAUACAAAAAAAUUGGCCAGGCUGGUGGCUCACACCUGUUAUCCCAGCUUUUUGGGAGGUUGAGGCACAAGAAUUGCUUGAGCCUGGGAGGUGGAGGUUACAAUGAGCCAAGAUUGUGCCACUGAACUCCAGCCUGGGCAACAGAGCAAAACUCCUUCUCAAGAAAGAAAAACAAAAAAAAAGGCUCGGGGUGGUGGCUCACGCUUGUAAUCCCAGCACUUUGGGAUCCACCCACCUGAGGGCAAGAGUUUAAGACCAGCCUGACUAACAUGGAGAAACCCUAUCUCUAAUGAAAAUAAGGAAUUAGCUGGGUGUGGUAGUGCAUGCUGUAAUCCGAGCUACUCAGGAGGCGGAGGUUUCAGUGAGCUGAGAUCGCGCCAUUGCACUCCAGCCUGAGCAAAAAGAGCAAAACUACAUCUCAAAAAAAAAAAUCUCUUAGAGACUCAAGUAAUGCUUUAAAUACUAUUAAUGACCUUUGGACUUUAUAUUUGAGUCCAAAGCAGAAUAAUUCACUCAUUUCACAAGGACUUAAACAUAUUUAUCCAACAAACAUUUAGAGCACUUGUUAUUGGGGUUACAGUGUAAAUGUGAUAGAGCUUUUAUCCAGGGUUAUAAUUAUUCUUAUCAACUGCUAUGUGUAUAGUGACUUAUACUAUGAUACUUUUGUAUAUGUUAUAUUUUAAAUCUCAAGAGAAUUUUAUUACAUAGGUAGUGCUAUCUCAAUUUAAUGAAUAAAGCCACAUAGAGAAGUUAACUGGUUUGCUGUUUAGUGUCAAAAGUAUAACUUGAACCUAGCUUCUCUGACUCCCAAUGUAGAGCAGCUGCAUUUGUGCUAAGAAAGAAUAGUUACUUAUAAAGAGAUAAUAUUCCACUGUCCUCUCCAGAGAAUUGUGGCUCAACAGUAUGUUUUUUUGAAAACCUGACAUCUAUGAAUCUGCUUUCUUUCUUUAUAUGAAAGCUGGUACUUUGGAAAAAUCCAAAUUACUAGUGGCCAAAGGUAAAAAGUUUAUUUUUUUCUUCCUAUAAAAUCCCAGAGAUAUAAACUCCAGGACUGUGGGAAUCUUCUUUUUCAUGAAGCUUUUGGGAUUCUAGAAAAGUUCACCAUUCUGCCACAUCCAAGAUAAUGGCCUUCAUUUUCCUAGGCCAGGGUGGCUGGCUGCAUCUCUAACUCUCAAAUCUAUAUUCUACUGGAGGAAAAACAAAGAAAAAGGGAGCAAAAGGCAAAUGCCAGUGGUCGUAAAGAUGAUAUUUGGAGGCUGCCAUAGAAUACUUCUACUUACAGCCUAUUGGCCAGAAGCUAUUCAUGUCAUGUCUAGCUGCAAGGGAGGCUGGGAAAUUAUCUUUUUCAGACUGCCAUGUUCUGUUGCAAUUUGAUAUUCUUUUGGAGGAAAGAGAAUGGAUAUUAGAAGAAUGAAUAGCUGUCUCUGCCACAUCAUUUUUUUAAUCAUUAUAUGCAAAUAAUGUGAAAAUCAGUUCUUGAUACAUUCCUUCAACAGAUCUUUGUUGAUGACUUCUGAGUGUUAGGAAUCAAAGAAAGAAAACCACAGUUUUUUGUUUUUUGUUUUUUGUUUUUUUUGGAGAUGGAUUUUCACUCUGUCACCCAGGCUGGAGUACAGUGGUACAGUCUCCUGUGUAGCUGUGAUUGCAGGCACCCACUACCAUGCCCAGCUCAUUUUUGUAUUUUUAGUAGAGAUGGGGUUUCACCAUGUUGGCCAGGCUAGUCUUGAACUUCUGACCUUAGAUGAUCCACCUGCCUUGGCCUCCCAAAGUGCUGUGAUUAGAGGUGUGAACAACUGCGCCUGGCUUGGGAAUUUUAUGCGGGGAGGUUUGCUCUAUAUGAUCCUGUUCUAGCCUCAAAUAGAAAAGAACUAAAUGACAUGGACUAGCUUAAUAAGUGCUAAUGGUGGGAAGUACAUUGGUCCAAGCAUGUUUUUGGAUUGCUGCACCAGCCUGCCCUAUUUAAUAUAGGAUAUAGUACAGAUGUCCCCCACUUAGGAUGGUUUGACUUAGUUUUCAAUUUUAUGAUGGUGUGAAUGCCAUAUGCAUUUAGUAGAAACCAUCCUUCAAAGUUUCAAUGUUGAUUUUUAUUUUGUGCUAGUGAUGGGCUAGUGAUCUGCAGUGUGAUACUCUACUGUGAUGGGCAGUGGAAUCAGUCACGCUAACAUUAAUUUUUCUAAGCACAUUUAAGGUAGGCUAGGCUAAACUAUGAUGUUCCGUAUCUUAGGGGUAUUGGAUGCAUUUUCCACUUAUAAUAUUUUCAACUUAUAGUGAGUUUAUUACAUAAGUGACCCCAUUUUAAGUUCAGGAACAUCUUUAUUUCACACACAUUUCUUAGUUAGAAAAUUCAGACUGGGAGAGUUGGGGAAACAAAGAUUCUGAAUGAAAUUAUUAAACACACACUACUAAAAACACUGCAUAGUUGUUAGGAUAAAAGGGGCUGAGGUCAGAAAUCUAAGUGAAAAUAUUAGACGCACUUUUGCAAACGGUGCCUCUGCUCCUGACUCAUGUUGAGUUUCAGUUCUCAGUUUUGGGGUGGAGGGACAGAUGACAAAGGGCAGCAGACUUGAAGACACUCCAUAAAGCUAACACCCUACAGAGCUUUGUCCUCAGUGGGGAUGGGGAUGAAUAAAAUAAUUUCACCCUCCUUCCCACCCCCAGAAGGCCUGCAAGGAAUAUUGUCUUGGCAUGAGCAGAAGAGGUCAAAAAAUCAGUCAAUCCUGACAAGUUAAAAUCAUUACAGGCCCUAGCAGAAUAACAGCCCAAAUUCAUAACACCUAGAGUAGUUUCUAUAAAAAAAAAAAGUGGAGAAUUGAAUUGGUAGAGGUCCUGGUCAUUAGCUGCCUGGCAAACGCAAAUGCAAUUUUCUCAGGGAGAAUCCACCCUCAUCUUGGAGAAUUAGUUCAGAUCAAGGCUGCAGAUCCAACAACCCAUUUUGGGAUUACAGAGGAAAGAGGAAUACGUCAGACAUCACCAUUGGGAUACAGUUACCAGGAUAGACUGGGAAACUGACAACACAGUUUCUUUAAGUUUCAGAUAAAAUAAAACCACACAGGUGGAGGGAGAACUUACGCAUUGAGACAUAAAAAGCAUAUACCAGUUGCAAUCUGUAGACCUUUUUUAGGUACUAGUUGACAGUCAGACAACAGUUGGCAAUGUGAACAUUGACUCGAUAAUUAAAGAACAAUUGUUUUUUAGGGAUGAUGUGGCUGUGUUUUUAAAAGGAUCUCUUUUUAAAAAAGAGAGAUGUGCUAAAAUACAUAUUUUAAAUUAUACGAUGUCAGUGAUUUACUUCAAAAUAAAAUGGAGGAAAUGGGUGUGGGGUACUUAGGAAACAAGAUUGUCCAUAAGUUUGUAAUUGGGAAAGAUGGGUGUUUAUUAUAGUAGAAUGUCUACUUUUGAAUAUAUGCAAAGCUCUGUAAAAAAGCAUUUUUAGGCCGGAUGCGGUGGAUCACGCCUGUAAUCCCAGCACUUUGGGAGGCUGAGGCAGGUGGAUCACAGGGUCAGGAGUUCAAGGCCAGCCUGGCCAAGAUGGUGGAACUCUGUCUCUACUAAAAAAACAAAAAUUAGCCAGGCGUGGUGGUGAGUGCCUGUAAUCCCAGCUACUCAGGAAGCUGUGGCAGGAGAAUCGUUUGAACCCAGAAGAUAGAGGUUGCCAUGAGCUGAGAUUGUAUUCUAGCCUGGGUGACACAGCAAGACUCCAUCUCGAAAAGAAAAAAGCAUUUUUAAAAAUUUGGUGGAAGAGCUGGAGAAGUGGAUUCUAGAUCUGGCUUUGGGGAUGAAUUCCAGAAUGCUGCAGAAUUAACCUGCAUAGUAGCUUCUACCUCUGCUGUAAUUUAAAGGUCAUCAAUCAGGAGGCCACCAUGGCACUAUUGCCACAACUAUCUCUUAGCAUUUUCAGAGCUGGUAACUACGCACCAGAAAAGUGUUGUAGAAAACCUGACAUCUCCACCAUUUGCCUUUUAAGCAGAAUGAGUUAUACCAGUGGGUAGAUGGCCUCUACCUUACUUUUGCCUUCCAAAUCUCAUUGGACUGUAUCUAAUUGGUAGAAACUAAUGUAUUCUAACAUAUAUAGAAUUUUACUUUUAAGAAAGAUCUGGGAAAUGUUGUUUUACACUUUACAGAAAGGCUUAUUAGAAGUAGAGCUGGGGCUGGGUGUGAUGGCUCACACGUAUAUUCCAACACUUUGGGAGGCCAAGGCAGCCAGAUCACUUGAGGUCAGGAGUUUGAGACCAGCUUGGCCAACAUGGUGAAACGCUGUCUCUACUAAAAAUACAAAAAUUAGCAGGUGUGGUGGCACCUGCCUGUAAUCCUAGCUACUCAAGAGGCUGAGGCAGAAGAAUUGCUUGAACCCGGGAGUCAGAGGUGGUGGUUAGCUGAGAUCACACCACUGCACUCCAGCCUGGGUGUCAGAGAGAGAGACUCCAUCUCAAAGGAGAAGAAACAGAGCUGAAGGAUUAAGAUCAAAUGUUCAUAUUUGCUACACUGAUGGUACUUGUCAAACCAGGUAUAGAAAUAAAAUGGCUUGACAUUAGUCUCAAAAGCAUUGCAUGUCAACUGAGGUAUUUAGAGAUCUGCCAGGGAGUACCCAAGUCCAAGAUAAACUUAGGAUAUAUUUGAGGAGCAUUGGUUUUACUCAAUGGCAAGUAAUAUACAUUAUUAUUUAAUGUAGCUUAUUGGUGUAUAUAUUAGGGUUCUCCAGAAUAAAUAAGAGAUAGAUAGGGGAUUUAUUAGGAGAAUUGGUUCCUGCAAUUACGGAGGCUGAGAAGUUCCACUCCAGGCCGCCUGCAAGCUGGAGAACCAGAGAAGCCAGUAGCAUGGCCCAGUACAAGUCUGAAGGCCUCAGAGCCAGGGAAGCUGAUGCUUUCUCUCAGUCCAAGUCUAAAGUUCUCAAAAUCCAGGGGAGAGGACCCCAUGUAGGUCUCUCCAAAGGCUGCUUGAGUGUCCUUAAAACAAGGUGGCUGAAUAGGUAAUCCAUGUGAGCAAAACAGAAACAACAAUACCUUUUUUGACUUACUAUUAGAAGUUUUUUGCAGUUAUCUGCCAGAUUCUAUUUGUUAGAACCAAGCCACUAAAUUCAGCUAACUUUGAAGCAUAGUAGAAUUAGCUCUACCUUUUAAAAGAUACAAUGUCAAAGAAUUUGUUUAUGUAUUUGGAAGCCGUUAUGUCUACUGUGUACUAGGCACCACUAGGUACUUUGCAAAUGAACCCAGUAUAGUCAUAGCCACCCACUGGGGUAGGUAUUACUGUCCACCUGGCAGACAUUGGUAUCCUACCCAACAGGUAUUCUUUCUGUCACAGCUCUUUUUGUUCAGUUAUCUGGUGGCAGUGUGCUCAGAGAAGAUCAACCCCUCUGUAGCUCCUGCAGGUGAAUUUUGAUUGGUGGAAAAGCCCAUCAUGGCAAUGUCAUUUCCUUUUGCCACUGACUAAAGGAUGGAUAUAUGAUCAUGCCAAUGAGAAUUCUGCUAGAAUGGUUCCAGGAAAAGUUUUCCUCACGAAUACAGAGAAACACAUAGGGAGAAACACACUCUUCUUCAGUGAGACUCUGUGUCUGUAUGUGAUGUCUGGAAUUGCAGUUGCCUUGUUGAAACCAUGAAGAGACAAACCUAAGGCCCAAGCCAAAGUGCUAAGGAUGGUGAGUGUAUGUGUAGAGAGGAAAAAUCCUCUGUUCUUGAUGACCUCAUUGAGUCCCUGAAUUAACCCUGGAACUGACCUUUAGUGACCUUGUUAUGGAAGACAACAAGCUACCUUUGGGUUUUGUGUUACAGCUGAAAGCAUCCUAAUGACUUGAUGUACCUCAUUUUACAGACUAGGAGACAUGUUCAGAGAGAUUAUAGAAUUUGCCAAAACUUUAUCAGCUAAUAAUAGCAGAGCCAAGUUUCAGACUGAGAUGUCUAUGUUCUAAGCACCUAGUACUUUCUUUAUCACGUAAGUGACUUUUCAUCAGCAAUUCUCAGGAAUCAGAGAGGAGAAACGGAGAUAUCAGUUGGUUUUAGCAGAGGUAGUGAUUGGCAGACAGGUAUGAGAAGGGGUCAGUUUGGGAAGGAAAGAGGACAAAAUUCAGGAUGCUAUGUAUGUAAGAUUGAAAAACUCGACUGUGAGAUACAGGCUGGUAAGGAGUCAAGUGGAAUCCAGAGGGGGCCAAUCAACUGGAAUAGUGGAGGUGAGUAGUGAAGGUAUAGUUGAGGUAAGAACAGAUUCAGAAAGUUUGAGGGGGAGGGAAAAGUGGAAGGAGGUUGUAGGAAGGGAGAGAGCUUCAGAGUUCAGGAUAUUUGGAUGUGGGUGUUUGUUUCUCACGGAGUUUGAUUUGUGGCUGAUGGAGACCAUGGAGAUGAUGGUCAUCAGAGUGGAGAAGGUCACAGAAUUGAUAGCAAAUUACUGGAUCAUCCACUUGGUGUACAUAUUAACUAUGAAAGUGAUAGGCAGUGCAGUAGAGAGGAAGAUUGAAAGCCAGUCAGCUGUAAGUCUGGGUGAAUUAAACAUGUUUUCUUUAUUUGCGUUGUCCCCAUUCUUCACACUGAUAGGAUCUGACUCAAUACAGCCCCACGUUGAAGAAAGAUUUAUAGAUUAUUCUGUUUUAAUCUGCUGCCUUGCCCAGACUGGAGAGACGAGAUGGAUAGGGUCACUGGGAGGGGCCGAAAGGAGAUGGCCGUGAGAAACGGAGUUUCGUAGGUCUUUCCGAAACAGUUUUCUGCAGCGGGAUCUCACUGUUUUGUUUGAAAUUGCUUGUUGCCCAUUUAUGUAAUCCACCUGAAUUUAUGAAAACCAACAAAAUAGGCUUACAAAUUACCCAUUAUUUCAGAUUAUUGCCGUUUCCCUAUUUUUAGAAACAAAGGCAACUCUGCUGAUCCCUUUGCUGAUACUCUGAAGACUGCUGAUCUCUUUGCUGAGUUGUAGAAUAAGAAGAGCUUACUGUCUUAAGCUCUGGGCUAUGAUUUUGUUUUCAUUGUUCUGUCCUUUCUUAAGUAAAAUUAAUUUUUUCUUUCAAAAAUAAUUUUUGGCAGUGGGUUACAUAGGAAUCUAUUUUUAAAGUACCGUAUGAAUUUUAUAUUACCUUCAUGGAAUCAUUAGUUAGAAUAUCUGAAUGUAGUUUCUCCCUUGUCCCUUAUAUUUCUUGGUUCCUGUCCUUAGAGUCCUGUUAAUAGUUUUAGGUCAUAUUUCUGUGAUUUUGUUAUAAGCUAACUCAAAUCUUUUUUUGGAAAUAGAUUAAAAAUCAAUCUGUACUUUUUCUUUUUGACUUGCUUUGUAACCCAGGCUGGAGUGCAGUGGUGCGAUCACAGCCCACUGCAACUUUUGUUCCUGGGCUCAGCCUCCCGAGUAGCUGGAACUACAGGUGCACGCCACCACUUCUGGCUAAUUUUUGUAUUUAUAGUAGAGAUGGGGUUCUGCCAUGUUGGCCAGGCUGGUCUUGAACUCCUGGCCUUAAGUGCUCCAUCUGCCUCAGUCUCCCAAAGUGCUGGGAUUAUGGGUGUGAGCCACCGCCUAUACUUUUAAGGGGAUAAAGAAGCAAGGUACAAAAGGGUACUCACAGUAUGAUCCAUUAGUGUGUUUUUUGAAAGGAUAUGUGUAGAUAGAUCCACUGAUAUACUACUAUACAUCUCUCUAUGUACAUAUAUGUGUGUGUAUAUGUAUGUAUAAAUGCAAACCCACACACAGAUUGAAUAGAAUAGAUUCUAGGCCCCUUAUGAUUCAGCUUCAGAGGAUUUCUGUUCAGAAGUCAGUAUUCCUCAAAGAACUUACAGGAAACAUUUGUGUUUUAUGUAGCACAAGUUGUAGUUGGUUUUCCCUACAUAUUCUGUCUCCCACUCUCAUAUUCCAUAUAUACCCCAAAGCCUCUGUCUCUUUAUUUCAUCCUCUCCUCCUUUUACCAAAACCCUCCCUGACAUUUCUACCACUGCUAGGCCUUACCUAUAUCCCCUCCCAUUUUCUUUCUGUUUUCUUCUGCCUGUAAUGAAUAAUUCUGCACCUGUUGGAUAUAAAUCUCUCAUCUCAGCUUCCUUGGUUCUUCUCAUAAAACACACCUCCCUCCCAUUUAUUUUAUCUACACACUAAGACCAUGGAAGGAGGAGAUAUAGCCAGUGGAAAGCAGUCAGUGCAAAUACUGGCUUUUUUUUUUUUCUAGGCAGGAGGAAGAAAGUUACGAAUACUCCCACAGUAAUAAGUUUUCCCCUUUUUCACAUAAAGAAUUUCUGAAGGAUUCUGUAAGUAACUAUGAACAGCAAGUUAUCUUGUGUGAUAGGCCUGUGGGGUCAGAGGUAAGAGACUGAGAUUUUGCCUUCAUUGUCUGAACAGUUUUUGUUUUAAAACUACAUAUAUUACUAUUAGAAAGCCAUUAAAAAAUACAGAUAAUUGGCUGGGUGCGGUGGCUCACAUCUAUAAUCCCAACACUUUGGGAGGCCAAGGCGGGCGGAUUGCCUGAGGUUGGGAGUUUGACACCAGCCUGACCAACAUGGAAAAACCCUGCCUCUACUAAAUAUACAAAAUUAGCUGGUAUGGUGGUGCACACCUGUAAUCCCAGCUACUCGGGAGGCUGAGGCAGGAGAAUUGCUUGAACCUGGGAGGCGGAGGUUGUGGUGAGCCAAGAUCGCACCAUUGUACUCCAGCCUGGGCAACAAGAGCGAAACUCCUUCCCCGCAAAAAAGAAGUGUGUGUGUGUGUGUGUGUGUGUGUGUGUGUGUGUGUCUAUUUAAUAGAUGUACUUUUUAAAAUUUUGUGGAUACUUAGUAGGUGUAUACAUUUAUGGAGUACAUGAGGUAUUUUUGAUACAGGCAUGCAAUGCAUAUAAUCACAUUAGGGUAGAUGGGAUAUCCAUCCCCUCAAGCAUUUAUCCUUUGUGUUACAAACAAUUCACUUAUUUAGUUAUUUGAAAAUGUACACUAAAUUAUUGUUGACUGUAAUCAUUCUUUUGUGCUAUUAAAUACUUGAUAUUAUUCAUUCUAACUAUACUUUUACAGUUUAAAACAUAGUGAAAAUGUUAUACUUGAUAUUAGAGUGAAUUAUUCAGUGUACAAAUUAUAUGUAUCUUAUUAUGUUUCUAUUUAGGCUGCCUUCUAGUACCAAAUGUUAUAGUCAGAUAAUUGAGUUGGUAUUUGUGAUGAUCUGAUAGUAUCAGGAAAAGCACUAUUCUGCCUUUUUAAACUCUUAAAUGGAUACAACUGCUGGAAGAAGGGAGGACAGAUCCAAGAGAUCUAAUUGGAGUUCCAGAGUGAAUACAAGAGAAAAGCCAGAUUUAAUAGAAGUAUAUUUCCUGAGCUGAAUAAAGCCUUAUAUUUGCAGGUUGAAAGUGUUCUUUAAAUUCCAGACAGGAUUGAUAAGAAAAGGCACAUAGCUAAACAUACUCUGACAGAAUUCCUGAGUCUCAAAGUUAAGGAGAAAAAUAUAUAAGGUUCCAGACAGAAAGAAGCUAUUUACAAUGGGAAAAGAAUUCGACUGGCAUCAGACAGUGGAAUCCUAUCUAUACCUGUUAAGAGAAAAGGAAAGUAACUGAAGAAGUCUCUUUCUAGCCAAGCAUCAUUCACCUGCCAGAGUGAAAGAGAUGCAGAAAGGAUUCCAAGAAUCUGUCAUCUGCAUAUCCCCAUCGGAAGAAAAUGAAAAGAGGACUAACUAAAUAACAAAUUAAUGAGAAUAGAGACUUCAAGAAAUGAGAAGGUAAAGUAGAAAGGGAAAAUGAUGAGUGAACAAUAAGCUUUGUAAUAUACAUUGGCGUGUAUAUUAAUAUACUUGGAUGAUGAUGAAAUCACUGGAAAUGUGUACUAUAUGUGUUAAAUAAAGACUCUUAAGAUAAA